CCCAAGCAUAGCUGGUCCAGGGAGGUUAGAAGCCAUCCAAAUAAACCAUUAAAACUUCAACAUAAAAUAAUAAAUCGAGUGACGGUUAUAGUAUUUACGCUUUGUGAAUUAUGCGCGCGUAUUGAGCGAUUUGUCAAAAAUCCUGGUCCGCAAUGUCAAUUUGACAUGUUAUACUGUCACGUCUGCGAAGAAGUCUUAUACGAGGUGCUGUCGAUAGGUGAACGAUUCGUUUCGAUAGCAUAAAAUUUUGAAGGCGAGAAAUUUCAAAAUGAAUUAUUAUGCAGUAGGCCAUGAUAAAUUUGUGGCAGCUACAAAAUGUCUAGUCAAAGUUAGUCUAAUCUCAAAGCCGGUGCUGUGAACACAAAAAUACGGAAACUGAAAAUAUAUAUAGUGGAUAUAUUUAUUGCCCAUCUUUUUUUGUUUUUGUUUUUUUGUGUAAAAAAAAAACUAUUCUUAAGGAGCUGCAAGUCAUUCUGGGUUUGUACUCCUUUUUAUUUCUGUUGCUUGUUUGUUGGUGUUUGCUUGCUUUAUGUAUAUAUCAUGAUGAUCUCCCCGGAGCAACAUGAAGUUGAUUUGGUUUUGGAUCGGCAAGUGCGCCGGAAUAUACAGGACAUGAUGCACGAAGCGGAUGUGCAGGCCAACCUAUUGGAAAGUGAGGGCGUUUCGGGGCGUGAACGGUACAACUCGGAAUCUAGCAUCGACCAGGACCAUCUGCAUGCGGACGCCAUGGGCGGACUAGGCAAUCUUUCGGCCGAUGAGAUUGUUGAGGAAGAUCAGGACUCUGAGCAGGCCGUGCAGGAAAUACAAAACUAUCACGACAUGCUCGUGGAAACACACAUCGAUAUCAACGGCUCGCUGCGCAAGCGUCGCGGCAACUUGCCGAAGCACUCCGUCAAGAUCUUGAAGCGCUGGCUCUACGAGCAUCGGUACAAUGCGUAUCCCAGUGAUGCCGAGAAGUUCGCCUUGGCGCAAGAGGCCAAUUUAACUGUGCUGCAGGUCUGCAAUUGGUUCAUCAAUGCGCGCCGGCGCAUUCUGCCUGAGAUGAUUCGCCGCGAGGGCAACGAUCCUCUGCAUUUCACCAUCUCCCGUCGGGGCAAGAAAAUAAGCCCCAACUCUUCAGGCUCGAUUAGCGGCUCAAAUCUCCACUGCACGCCAAAUCCAAUUACAGGCAGUCCGGCCUCAGAAGUAGUUGUUGGCGCUACGGAGGAAGUGCACAGUGCCGCUGAAAUGCACGAGGGCAUAGCCAAUGUGCUCACCAAUUUUGAUCAAUAUGUGCGCACGCCCAACGGCCAGAUGGUCAAAAUGGAGCCGGAGUUCGAUGAGAGCGUGAUUUACAGUUGGCAACAAGCAAUCGCAAACAAUCCGCUGGGCUUUCAGAGGCUGCACUCCUCGUUGCAAGCUACCAUAAUCGAUAAGAUACAGAGCUACCAACAGCGCAAGGCAGCUCUAAAUGAGGUUAGCACCGCCAGUAUCACGAGCAGGGGAAGCAGUAGUGAGAGCAGCAGCAGCAGCACCUACAGCGCUAGCAAUUCUAUGGUGUCGUAUAGUCCAUAUGGGCAGCAGUCAAAAGAAUUCGACGAGGACAAGCCAGCGAGGAAGCGAGGACGCAAACGUCAGAACGAGUUGAGCAAGACGUCCGAUACUCUGCCACCAGACAAACUUCUUAAGCAGGAUAUUGGUCAAGAACAAGGCGAAGCGCAAGAAAAACAGAAGUCGGUGCAUCUUUCCAAAGCAGAAGUGUUUGUUAAACAUGAUGAUUGCUCUGGUGGUUUUGUGGCGGCGCUUAGAUCGGAGGGCGAGGAGAGCGGCCACGACUACGAGUCAUGCGAGCAGGUCAGCGAGGAAGAAGUCCGCUUCGAGACAUCCGACGACUGGCAGAGUGUCAUCAAGACCGUUUUCAGCACCGAAGAAGUGACUACGACCAAGACAAAUCCUGUCAGCAGCAAUGCAGUCAGCUGUGAUUCAGUAUCCACACAGGUUGUCAAGAGUGGUGCUUCAACUUCGAUUGCAGGCAAUCAGCAAUUGCUGGAUCAUAUGCUGGGCGCCGAGGCGACCAUUAUGACCAGCUCGAAUGCGGAUGACGGCAUUUCGUGUGUUCCAGAGCCAGAGGAAACUGUCUCAAUCUCAGAGAAUGAGAACAGACAACCGGAAACACCUCCACGCUCAGCUUUAAGUCGCGAGGAGCGCGAUAAAUACAAAUGUCUGUAUUAUCUUGUGGAAACUGCAAUGGCUGUGCGUCAGAGCGACAGUGGACAGGAUGAGGACCUUUCCUACAUGGGAAACUAUUUAAAUAACUAACCUCUAAGCCAAGGAUUUAUAUUGUAUAUAACUAUUUAUAAUUUGAUUUAUAUUUUAAACGUCUGCAUGCACUUGUUAAACUCGUUGAAUCGAGAACUAAUGAGUAUCAUAUUGUACAAAAUUGUUAACGAAACUCCACCCCUCGAUAAGCAGUCAAAAACACUUUGAAUAGACGCUCG
Molecule: messenger RNA, 2477 nt
Organism: Drosophila navojoa
Lineage: Eukaryota; Metazoa; Arthropoda; Insecta; Diptera; Drosophilidae
Biological process (GO): regulation of DNA-templated transcription
Molecular function (GO): DNA binding
Source: RefSeq, a predicted model, not a curated record